CGUAUGCAGCUGAGAUUAUGAGACACGCUGGCAACAUAACCUGUGGAGGGAACGGAAGCAACCCCAUUACUUCCGUCACAGGUUUCACUGAUUUUGUUUACUUCGACCCAACAUCAGUCGCUCUGAUAUGUCUGCCGCCGACUUGGAUGAUUACACAAAAGCAUUGGCCUACAAGUUUCUCAAGCUUACGUCUGUGCCAUGUGAGCGAUGGCCCUAUUUCGACGAUGCUGUCGUACCUCUGUCAUCCCCACUCUCCGGUCGUACCGUCAUGCUACUGAACCCACUACACAUUGGACAUCGCGCCACGGUUUGGCGUGCCAACCUCUAUGGUCCAACCGACUUGACAGAGGAAGAAGUACUCGUGAAACAUUAUCAUCCCAGCCCUGAUGACAAAAUGGACCGAGAUGCCUGCGUUCGCGAAGCAUGGGCAUAUGCCAGGUUGGAGACACUCCAAGGCACUCUUGUGCCUAAGUCUCAUGGCUUUUAUUACUUCAAUCUCGAAGACAGUCGAUGUUUUCACGGACAUCUCAUGGAAUACGUACACGGCGUUCCUCUCUCGCGCACUCCUGGCGCGCAGAAGAAGAUGUCCGAUUUCCUGACCAGUCUCGACAAGAUACACGAGCUUGGCGUGUGCCAUCGCGACCUGCACCCUAACAAUGUCAUCGUACGGCAACAAGACGGUGAAGAGCACUUUGUCUUCCUCGAUUUCGGCAGAGCCAAGCUUAUUGACACAAACUAUAAGCGCGAUGCAACGAUCGCAUGGUACGUGGAUGAUGCCUGUGGUGCGUACGCAUGUCUUGGGGAAAUGGAGAAUUUUCAUGUGGUGGUGGACUGGAUCUUCACGGAGGUCGACAAAAAUAUCAAUAAAUCUGGUCCACCUCCCCGAUGGACGCGUAUCUUUUUCAGUCGCUGGAAACGGGACACUUUGCGCUGUUUGCGCAACGAGGACGAGUGGAAUUAUCAAGCACGCACCAAAGGUCCCGUUGAUUAUGUAAUGGAUAAGAAAGAACGGCAGUGGUAG
This is a messenger RNA of Dacryopinax primogenitus, 1021 nucleotides long. Its product is annotated as kinase-like protein. Gene Ontology annotation, molecular function: protein kinase activity; ATP binding. The record is from RefSeq and is a predicted model, not a curated record. The coding region runs from base 128 to 1021 and encodes 297 amino acids. Gene Ontology annotation, biological process: protein phosphorylation. NCBI's taxonomy places the organism in Eukaryota, Fungi, Basidiomycota, Dacrymycetes, Dacrymycetales, Dacrymycetaceae. The transcript has 3 exons.